Terrapene triunguis (Three-toed box turtle) is the source of this 1626-nucleotide messenger RNA. Its product is annotated as interleukin-17 receptor E-like. NCBI's taxonomy places the organism in Eukaryota, Metazoa, Chordata, Testudines, Emydidae. Gene Ontology annotation, molecular function: interleukin-17 receptor activity. The annotation marks the transcript as partial. The transcript has 7 exons. The record is from RefSeq and is a predicted model, not a curated record.
GCCUAUACCGUGGAGAAGGUGGAUGUGCAUCCUCUGCUCUGCUUCAAGUUCUCCUACGGCAACAGCAGCCACGUGGAGUGCCCGCACCGGCCAGACACCGCCUGGAACGUGUCCGUGAGCGUCCGGUUCCUGCAGCUUCUCCUGCGUGUGACCUCCACUGUCCCGGCAUCCUUCAGCGCAGCCCUGUGCCGGCAGCAGGGGAGCCGGUGUGAGCCAGAGGCGCCCGUCUACACCGUCACAAGUCCAGAGAGCUUCGGCCCCAGGGAGCUGACCCUGCUGCUGCCGCUGCAACUCCUGGGCGGCUGUGUGCUGGUGUGGCGCUCCGACGUGCAGUUUGCCCGGAAGCAGCUCCUGUGCCCAGAUGUUGCUCGCAAGCGCUUUGGGCUGCUCGUCCUGGGGCUGGCCCUGGCCCUGGGGCUUCUGGGGACUGUCCUGCUGCUGAACUACAGGAGCCUCCGGAAACUCACCACAGCGCCGCGGGGCCGUCGGCCCGUCCUGCUGAUCUAUUCCCCCGACUCCGAGGAGCACAAGGUUCUGGUCUGCACCUUGGCGGACGUGCUGUGCUCGGCGCUGGGCUGCGACGUGCGGCUGGACCUGUGGGAGGCGGGCAGCGUGGGGCGGCUGGGGGCACUGCCCUGGCUCUAUGUGCAGCGGGAGCUGGUGGCCCGGGAGCAGGGCACCGUGCUGCUCCUGUGGAGUCAGGGCAGCGCCCGGCUCUACCAGCUGUGGCUGGGGGCGGCCGCAGGCAGCAGCGGCUCUCCGGACCCCCACGAUCUGUUCGGCGCAGCCAUGUCCUGUCUACAGAGCGAGCUGCAGGUGGGCGGGGGGGCAGGGCAGCUGGGCGACUGGGCGCUGGCCUACUUUGGCGAGCUGUGCAGCCGGCGAGAUGUGCCGCCUGCCCUGUGCCUGCUGCCCUGUUACCGCCUGCCGCGGGAGCUGCCUGGCCUGGCCCACUUGCUGCAGGGCAGCGCCCGGCCCCCCGCCUGGCUGCGCCCCAGCACGCUGCUGCACAGGCUGCUCAUGUCGGAGAAGAGAAAGUGCCUGCAAGGCAGGGUGGAGCUGUGCCGGAUGCAGCAGCCCGAGCGGGCGCCCCUGGCCAGGCUGGCAGCCCACCAGGUGGGGUCUGUGGGGCCCAGCCCCCGCGCCCCUCCAGCCAGGCCGACCUCGCAGAGACCCAGCUGCACCUGAGCAUGCUGCAGCGGGCCACGUGCCAAGGACCUGGGCCGGGGAAGGGCUCAGCGUGCUGUAGUUGGGAUGAUUGGGAGGGUCCCUGGAGAUGCCAGAGAGGGGCUGGUGGGGACAUGGCUGGGCUCCAGGGUGCCACAUCCAUUCCCAAGACCAAACGUGUCUGCAAGAGGCUGGCAGCCCCCGGACCCAGGAGAACCCAGGUGUCCUGACAAGGGGCAGCCUGUGAGCCUGGGUUUGCUUGGGGCUGGAAACUGCCUGGUGCAGGGUCUGUCAGGGGCAAUGGGGCUUGGACACUUGCCCUCUUGCAGCCAGCUCUUGGGCAGGACCUGCCUCCUCCUCUGGUGACCACUGUGGGGUCUGUUGCCAUGGCCACGAGUGUGGAGAGACUAUAUGGCCCUGAGGGGGAGGGGCAGGGCCUGGGUGGAGAGGGCAGAUCUG